Fulvia fulva is the source of this 723-nucleotide messenger RNA. RefSeq lists its product as uncharacterized. Bases 1 to 723 code for a protein of 240 amino acids. NCBI's taxonomy places the organism in Eukaryota, Fungi, Ascomycota, Dothideomycetes, Mycosphaerellales, Mycosphaerellaceae. The transcript has a single exon. The record is from RefSeq and is a predicted model, not a curated record.
AUGGGUAGGCUCUCUUCCGAGGACACCGACUGGGUACAGGCCAUUAUGCUAGAUUGGAACCAUGCCGUGUACUUUGUCGAUCUGGCGCCAAAUCAGCACUCUCCAACAGGAUUGAAGACCAAGAUGAACAAGGCCAAGGAAGCCACUCCCUAUCUGACAUAUAUUGUAGAGCACUAUGAUAGUCUUCCAGAUAUUGCGGUCUUCCUUCAUGCUCAUCGGCAGAGCUGGCCAGAAGCAUGGCACAACGAUGCUAAAGGCUACGAUGCGGUGAACAUGCUGCAUGAGCUCAAGCUUGAUGUAGUACUGGAGCGAGGCUACGUCAAUUUGCGCUGCAUAGCCACUCCUGGUUGCCCGGAUGAGGUCCAAGUGAACCGCGACCCUUCAGAAGAGGAGCGAAGGGCUGAGCUUGCUUACCCAUACGUUUAUGGCAAAUUCUUCAAUCUCACCGUAGAUGAGGUCGAGCAGCAGAAUCCUGUGGUGGCAACCCCAUGUUGUGCUCAAUUUGCGGUUUCAAAGGCCCAGGUUCUCUCGAAGCCCAAGGCGGAGUAUGUGCGCUACUUGGCGUUGAUCGAAGAGUCUGACUACGACGACGACACACUGGGGACUGUUAUGGAAUACAUGUGGCACAUCCUUUUCGGACGGGAUGCAGUGCAUUGUGAACCCACCGCACAGUGCUGGGCGAAUAUCUAUGGCCGUGGAGAUGGCUGGAGCUCUUGGAGUUGA